AUGAUGAACGAUACGAACAACCCGACUAUGGCCAUUGAUCAAGAACUUUAUCCAGCCUUGAUACAGUGUUUCUUUAUCAUUGGCGUCGGUUACGUAGCCGGACAAUUGAAUUUGCUGACGAAUACUCAAUCGAUAGGUCUUUCACGUUAUAUUAGUAACUUCGCUUUACCCGCUGUGAUAUUUAAAAAUCUUGUUAACGUACAUUUCCAAAGUGUAUCAUGGGCCUUUCUUGGCUCGGUAUUUAUUGCUAAAGCAAGUGUUUUUCUAAUCACAAUCAUUGUUACUUGUUUCGGUGAACGUCCAAGGAAUUUCGCUAGCAUGGGCUUAUACGCAAUAAUGACAUCUCAAAGCAAUGAUUUUGCAUUGAUUCUUCCGAUAAUCAAUGCGGUUUAUAAACAAUCCCAUCCAGAUUAUGAACGAUACAUCUAUCUGAUUGCACCGAUAUCUUUGGUCAUACUCAACCCGAUUGGUAUCCUUCUAAUCGAAAUUCAAAAGCGUUUCAAUCAAGAAAAUCAACAUCGACAUAUUCAUGCGCGCGAACGCUUUCAGCUAUUGAAAAUCAUUCUAAAAAAUAUUAGUCGAAAUCCGAUUGUCAUAUGUACCGUACUAGGUGUGAUAUUUAAUCGAAUAUUUAACGAACAUUUACCUGAUCUUAUUGAUCAUAUAUUAACACCAGUAGCGCAAUCGUUUAGUUCGACUGCAUUGUUCUAUCUAGGUUUAACAAUGGUUGGAAAAUUAAGUCGUCUUCAUGCACAUCUAGUUAUAACCGUGUUUAUUUUGAGUAUGAUUAAACUGAUUGUCUUUCCACUAGUAUUACGUCAAGCUAUUUUCUUUCUUCUGAAACCCGUCAAUGGAAGUUUGAAUAGUACAAUCGAUUAUUCGAAUUUCGGAUUUCUAUAUGGAACAGCACCAACAGCUCCGUCUGUGAUAUUUUAUGUACCGGAAUCCUAUGCAGCUUUACAAGCAAUUGCUUCUACAGGUUUAGUUGUGUCAACGUUACUCGCAGGACCGAUUAUGUUAGUGUCAGCUAAGAUGAUUAAUCUAAAGGCAUUGGAUGUUAUUAAAGCUCAAUCGUAUGACUCCAGUCUAGUUAAAACUGCAUAUGAUCUGAGUGUUUUAUCGUUACUUUGUACAAUUAUUGUUUUGAUUGGAUUCGGUUUGCGACGUCGUUUAUUAAAAAUAUCGUUUGUACAUAAAUAUACAUUCAUUUUCGUUGGUCUUCAAAUGAUUCAUGCGAUGUGGACAAUAGCUAUUCAAUGUGUACCGACGCCCAUAUCAACUACUGCGGCAACUAUUGUUGAAUUAGGUGAGUGA
Adineta ricciae is the source of this 1314-nucleotide messenger RNA. NCBI's taxonomy places the organism in Eukaryota, Metazoa, Rotifera, Eurotatoria, Adinetida, Adinetidae. The record is from the annotation of a GenBank genome assembly.